This is a messenger RNA of Stylonychia lemnae, 1548 nucleotides long. The record is from the annotation of a GenBank genome assembly. Lineage: Eukaryota; Ciliophora; Spirotrichea; Sporadotrichida; Oxytrichidae.
AUGUCAGAUUCAAGUAUCGAUGAUGAAUUAUUCGGGUAAGACACCAGAGACAAUAAAACUCAGACCCCCAUUAAGCAAGAUAACAUUCCUGCUUACACUUAAUCAUUUCCAUUUUAAUAGAUGGUCAGAGAAAACCAUCUUCAAAUUCACUCUAGAUAUGGGUACAUCUGUAUAUUUCUAUAUAAGGAUUACUACUUCCCUGGCCAAACAGUUAGAGGAUUUGCCUUGAUAGAUCUAUUCAACCCAAUAUAAAGCAAUAAAAUCAUGAUAAGAGUUAAAGGCAAAGAGAUCCCAGGUAAACAUGGGCUUAAAAUUAGUAAAAAGCUUAAGGAAGACCCAGAGAGUUUCUCAAAUGGACAAUACUUACUGAGUUAGUAAUCUGUUCUUAUGGGUAACGAUUUUAUGAAACAUGAAGAAUAAAUUACAUUGAAUAACUAAUAUUCAUUCAAGUAAAAGCCAAAGCAUGCUUACUUAAACCUUCCAACAGUCAGCAGUUCAAUCAACUUAAAAUUUCAGACUUUAAGAAUUAACCUUCACCAAGAUUAGAAAAAGAGCACAAUUCGGGGCAAUAAUCAACGAGUUGGUUUUGAGUUUAAAGAUUAAGUAACGCCUAAUGGCUAGUACAGACUUCCCUUUAGUUUCAAGAUGCCAGCUACUCUUCCUGGCUCAUUUAAAUACUAAAGUCGACACGGGGAUAAGAUACUGAUCCAGUACUCUAUUGAUAUAUACUUUGAUAAGUUUAAAGGAGUUGUAAGACAUAAAAAAGAACUAGAAAUCAGAGAGUUUCUAUUCACUUCUCAGGAAAUAGAUGAAGACUAUAAAAACUUUGAAAAGAUUAGAAAUAUUAAGCAUGUUCUAAAACCUGUUGCGUCUGUCGCUCAAAUGGUGUCAUUAGGAGAAAAACAUUUUAUAGAAGAUAGUCAGUAGCUCAGAUUAGAGUUAAAAUCAUAAGUCCCAUAUGGUUUAACUAACAAUAACUGGUCUUUGGAUUAAGUUAAUCAUUAAUUUGAUUUGAAACUGCUGCAGCUGUUCAAGGACGGGGUUUUAAAAAAGAAAAAAUAAGAGAAGCAGGAGUUUAUAUUUGACUUGGAAAAGAUUCUAAGUGACUUCAAAGACCUUGAGAGAUUUGCAGACGACAAAAUCAAGAAAUCAUAGAUAAUAUAAUAGAUGAGCUUUAACAAUAAAAAAGAGGAAACUGUCAAACCGUAAGGAAAGAGAAGAGAAUCAUUCUCAAUUUUCGAGAGAUAGCUGAGUAGAUUUAUUGAGGAGACUUCCAAGUUCACUUUCUACAGUGUUUAUGGACUAACUAUUCAAAGUGAAUUCACUCUUGAUGUCACCAUUGUAGUUGCUGAUAAGUUCUCAGAGACAGCUCAUGAGAAAAAGUUUCCUAUAAUUAUCAGAUAACCAAAAAAUGGUGACUACUUGAUUGAUUACGGAGUCUUAGAGGCACCGAAGUAGGCUUAAAUCGGGCAAAAGAUACUUGAGAGAUACAAUGAAUUUGUUGAUCCAUUCUCUUUAACUGGCUGCAACUUUGAAAUAUAAUUGUGA